AUGGCGAACCCGCUUGUUACGACGUACUCAAGGGACGGAGGCACGAAGGAUGCGAGCGUGGUUGGAGGUCGUGCGGACGAGUCUAUCGCGAUCGCCCCGGUGCGGAGGGAAGAGCCGAUCGUCACUCGCAAGGAACUUUGGAGUUACUACCUGUACUACAACGGAGACAACGGUGUAGGACCAAACGGCUACUCCAUGACAUUGUUCCAGUCGCUCGCGACAGCAGCUGGGUUCGAUCCCGUCAAGGGCCCUGGUUCUAGCUGUAAUGCGUCCGAUGCGUCCGGCCAGUGUGUCCUCCCUUGGGGCGGAGGCACCAAGGCAGUCAGCUCUGUCGUGCUAGUCUCCAAUGGCGUCAGCUUCGCUAUCAUGACCGCCAUCUUCACCACUAUCGGGUCUGCCGCAGACUACGGAACGUUCGGUCGCUGGCUGCUCCUUAUCCUCACUAUCAUAUGUUGGGGUGCUCAGUUUGCUAGCAUGUCUCUGACAUCUCCGGACAGGUGGGGCGUCGCGAUGGCACUCUACAUGAUUGGCUUCAUCACGUAUGGCGCAACGCUCGUGUUCUACGCAGCGGUCUUUCCGAGGCUAGCGCGCAACACGCAGCAUGCGCGUGACCUCAGGGAGAAGUACGAGAGAGGUGAGGUCUCCGCGGAGGAGUACGAGGUUGAGGAGAGUAUGGAGAAGAACCGUAUAAGCAACAUCAGCACGAUGCAUAGCAAUGUCGGUUACAUCGUCGUGCUGGCACUCAACCUUUCGCUUCUGCUCCCUCUCAUGAACAACCCCAAAGUGAACAACUAUGUCCUCGUUUUGACAAACGGAUACUGGGUGCUCACUGGUAUCUGGUGGUUCAUCUUCCAACAACCACGUCCUGGACCCCCUCUUCCCAAGGGCGAGCACUAUGUCACCGUGGGCUGGAAACAGAUCUGGAUCGCCUUCAAGCAGUACAAGAAGCUCCCUUACACCUUCGUGUACCUGAUUGCAUUCUUCUUACUAGCUGAUGGUCUUAACACAACCGGGACGCUCGUAUCGAUCUGCCAGAAUGACAAGUUCCAUUUCUCGUUCCUCCAGAACACGUACCUAGGCCUCUCGCAGGCGAUCACGUCCACUAUCAGCACGCUCGGCUUCUGGUACAUCCAGCGGUACUGGAAGAUCUCCACCAAGACGAUGUUUGUCGUGACUAACGUCGUGACGAUCAUGAUACCGCUGUGGGGUAUGAUUGGCAUCUGGACGCCUAAGCUCGGGUUCCAUAACGUCUGGGAGUUCUGGGCGUACAACGUUGUCUUCGGUCUGUUCCAAGCGCCGUACUACGCGUUCUCGCAGACUAUGAUGGCCGAGCUGACGCCUCCCGGCUUCGAUAACAUGUUCUUCGGCUUGUUCGGACUAUCCAACCGCGCGUCGUCCAUGAUUGGCCCGAACGUCAUCCAAGCCAUCAUCGACAACACGGGCAACAAUUGGAAAGGGUUCCCGUUCCUCUUCGCCCUGUGCACUGCUGCGAGCUUGGUUAUCUGGUUCGGUGUCGAUGUCACCACUGGGCGGCGCGACGCCGUCUCGUGGGCCGAGAAGCACCGCUCGUAUGCCGACACGGGGAUUUGGUCUGAAGAGCCGGAGGAGGGGUCGAUUGAUUCCCCCCGGAAGAAGUAG
This is a messenger RNA of Dichomitus squalens LYAD-421 SS1, 1638 nucleotides long. RefSeq names its product MFS general substrate transporter. The transcript has 13 exons. NCBI's taxonomy places the organism in Eukaryota, Fungi, Basidiomycota, Agaricomycetes, Polyporales, Polyporaceae. Gene Ontology annotation, biological process: amino acid transmembrane export from vacuole. The record is from RefSeq and is a predicted model, not a curated record. The coding region runs from base 1 to 1638 and encodes 545 amino acids.